AGUGUAGCUAGAAACGAAGCUCAACAGAUAUUGGGCAACAAAAACGGAAAACAAACAGGUUUUACUCCGUGUUAAGAAUAAAGUUGCACUUUCCAACUGAUGGAAGUGUGACACAAUACGUAAACAAACAGAUUUCUUUUAUAUAUUAGCGAAGUAAACCAAAUAAAACUCGAAAAAUGGAUACUCCAAGUAUUAACCCCAAGGAUCAAGAAUACAUCAGUGCAAAAUCUUACCUGUUACAGACAAGCACAGACUCAGGAUUCAACUUGUAUGACCAUCUUAGCACAUGUCUUACCAAAAUCCUUGAUGAAAGACCAGAAAAUGUCUAUGAUGUUUUUGAGGACAUCAGCAAAGACACCAAGCGUUCCAAAUUCACAUCUAACGUAGACACAGUCCAAGAUAAACUUGCAUCAACAGAAGUUGCAUUAGCUCAAGUCCAACGGAAAUUGUUUGCAAAGGGAGAAGGUGAAGAUGCAGACCAGGAUCCAGAAGAUGAUGCAGAAACUCCUCUGCCCAACCUUAUGGAGCUCGCUUUCUACUUCGAGCAAGCAGGCGUAGGUCUGAACCGCGAGGAGGUGAUCCGUGUGUGGAUGGCUUUGAAACAGCUGGUAGACACCCACAAUCUGCAGCAUGUGCGCUUCUGGGGAAAGGUGUUUGGUACAGAACAGAGUUACUACGUGGCUGAGGUCGAGUAUCGGGAGGGUGAGGAAGAACAGGAGGAAGAGGAAGAAGAGGCUGAGGAGAAUGCAGAUGAGGACACAGAGAAAGAGGAAGGAGAGGAGGGUGAGGAGGAGGCAGAAGAAGAUGACACACCCAAGCCUGACUUUAAGCCCCCACCUGUCGUGCCCAAGGAGGACAAGGCUGGCCCAAACAAGAAAACAUACUUUGUUUGCAAUGACCCUGGCAAGCCAUGGAUAAAACUCCCACUUGUUACUCCUGCCCAGGUCACCGCAGCCAGAAGCAUCAAGAAAUUCUUCACCGGCAGGCUUGAUGCUCCAGUUGUGAGCUACCCACCAUUCCCUGGCAAUGAGUCCAACUACCUGCGGGCCCAGAUCUGCCGUAUCUCUGCAGGCACCCACAUCUCACCACUGGGCUUCUAUCAGUUUGAUGAAGAGGAGGAGGAAGAGGAGGAAGGAGAAGGCCGAGACAACUUUGUAGAGAACCUCGACUUUGAGGGUAUCCCCGUCAAGGAGUUGGUUGACCCGUCACUCUCCAACUGGGUCCAUCACGUUCAGCAUAUACUGCCUCAGGGUCGAUGUGUAUGGUGGAAUCCUGUCCAGAAGAACGAGGAUGAAUUUGAAGAUGAGGAAGAAGAGGAAGAACGUGAAGAGCCUGACGAGCCAGAGCCUGAACAGGGUCCCCCACUUCUUACCCCCCUCUCAGAAGAUGCUGAGAUCGGCAGUAUGCCCCCAUGGACAUCUAGACUGUCAUCCAAUCUCAUCCCACAGUAUGCCAUCGCAUGCAUCAACUCUAACCUCUGGCCAGGAGCUCACGCCUUCGCCACUGGAAAGAAAUUUGAGAAUGUGUAUGUUGGCCAUGGUCACAAGUACUCCCAGGACAACUACAGCCCACCAUCAGUGCCUGCAAUCAUGGAGGAGUUCCCGAGCGGCCCUGAAAUCACUGAGGCGGAAGACCCAACCCCUGAAGAGGAGGCAGCAUUGCGCGCGGCACGGCAGGAGGCCGCAGAGGCUGCAGAGGACAUGGAGGAGGCUGAAGAAGAGGGGAGUGAUGAGGAUUAGGUUACACUCAACUAUUAAAUGUGACAUUACACUCCUCUCCUCCAUUUUUCAUGAGAAUGAUUUUAUAAAUGUGAUGGACAAAACUUGCAUUUCUAUUCAUUUAGCAUUACAGUGUCUUCUUGGUUUACUAUUUAUCUAUUCAUGAAAAAAAAGGAUAAAGAAUUUAAAUAUUUAAAGCAUGCUCCUCGUUUUUGUUUGUUUACAAAAUGAUACCUGUGUGUUACAAUUUCUAGUUUGUCACAACAUAUGUUAAAUGAAUGUGUAUACCAUAGGAAAUCUUUUUAUUCCAAAGAUCUGUCAAACAACGUCUCUGAUGAUUCUUCGUAUCGUUUUUACCUCUUUUCUCUAUCAAGAAGCAAUCGGUUGUCAUAAUUUUUUAUAUGUUUUCGUUGCAAUUCUUUGACUGAGAUUUUGACUGUGAUAUGAAAGGUGGUACAGUUUCAAAUGUCUCUGCUUUCUUCUUGAAGCAGUUUUGAAAAUGUAAAGAUAUUUCGUAUAUUUAUGAAUAAAAUAAUAACAAUUUGA
Mya arenaria is the source of this 2264-nucleotide messenger RNA. RefSeq names its product radial spoke head protein 4 homolog A-like. Lineage: Eukaryota; Metazoa; Mollusca; Bivalvia; Myida; Myidae. Gene Ontology annotation, cellular component: radial spoke; axoneme. The record is from RefSeq and is a predicted model, not a curated record. Gene Ontology annotation, biological process: axoneme assembly; cilium assembly; cilium movement involved in cell motility.